This is a messenger RNA of Microplitis demolitor, 7682 nucleotides long. Its product is annotated as Krueppel-like factor 3. The transcript has 7 exons. Bases 2532 to 3455 code for a protein of 307 amino acids. NCBI's taxonomy places the organism in Eukaryota, Metazoa, Arthropoda, Insecta, Hymenoptera, Braconidae. Gene Ontology annotation, biological process: regulation of transcription by RNA polymerase II. Gene Ontology annotation, molecular function: DNA-binding transcription factor activity, RNA polymerase II-specific; RNA polymerase II cis-regulatory region sequence-specific DNA binding. The record is from RefSeq and is a predicted model, not a curated record.
GCCGACACGAGCGGAUGGUGCACAUGUUCUUUCUAUUUAAAAAACAUUCCCAGUACGAUUUUCCCAAUACUAUAAAACCUCCUGCUCGUCGUUAUCAUUUAAAUUAUUUACUUUUUAGUACACCGAUAAACUACAGUAGUGUCAGCAAGAACAGUUUUUGAAAAAGGGUGGACAGAAAUUUUUUUUUAGUUCAAUUUAUUUUAAAUCACGCGGUGGCAUUUUGAAUACACAAUAUAAUUUUUUAAAUUUUUAUAUUAUUUGUAUAUUAAAAUUUAAAUAGUAUUUUUAAAAAAUUUUUAGGAUUUGAAUGACGUGAGCCGGCUACUGAGACGCCUGUCUUGGUUGUGAUUGUAAAGAGCGGGAGUGAGAUUUAAAUUUGAACGUCAGUGAGCUUUAAAAAAAAUAUAUAUACACAUAGAUAUAUAAUAAAAGUAAAGAAGUAAUUAGACAUUGUGAUCGUUGUACUGGCAAACUUACGUCAUGGUCCUUUUAACGCGGCACCCUGGAGCGCGAAACGUCCACCGGUUGCCAUAGUACCGCGUGGCUUCGAUCAGCUGAUCGUAACUUUGCCGCAGUUUAUUCUUCUACUGCUCCAAUUUGUCUGAGCACAACAGACAGUCAGUUUAUCACGUGAGGUUAUUUUAACUCAGUGUUUGUGUCUACAGUCAUAGAGCAUUUUUAAAUUCUAUUAAUAGAUAAAUAGACGGAAUAAUUGAUACAGACUAUUAAGAUAAUUGAGAGAAAUAAACUUUAUGGGCAGAUGACAUUGUGAGUGCUUAUGGGGAUUUAAAUAUUUAAAAAUAAACAUUGCCUUGAUUGGUUGUUUUACUUUUAUUAUCAGUGUAGAGUUUAUUGUUUUAUAUUGAUAUUGAUACUGAUACUAAUAUUAAUAUUAAUAUUGUAAUUCCAAUUAUGAAAAUGAUCUGUCGACACAUAUGACAAUUAAGCGUAAUCUAUUCGCGUCGUCUGCGUCGCACGUGAUCGCGAGUGAGUGACCUCUGAAUUUAUCAAGUGGAGAAUUUCAUCGGGCUGUUGAGAGUUCAUCGAUCGCUCUCAACUCACUCAUACAUUUGUCAUAUUAUUAUUUUCUAUCUAUUUAUUAUUAAUUAUUUAAUUCCGCUCUUUUUAUCUUUCGCUAUUUUCCUCCCCCUCUCAGUCACAAUUUGUCGCUUUAUUUUUCGUACCGCGUUAUCGAGCCCGCAGCUUCCAGUUAAUCCCCGGAAAUGUAUUUUACUUUGGUGACAACCGCAGACAAUAAUACUAUUCGCGGAUUAAAUAUUUACUCACCAAACAAAUCGAUUUGAUCGGUUAUGUAUUUAACGAUAAAAUGUUUCAUUAAAUUAUUGAUGAUAAAAUGCAAAAGAACUAUGAUCGAUACUCGGACAAUCGCAAAAGCUCUAUGACAAAGCAUUUUUUUUUCUGUUAUUUUAUAUUUUUUAAUUGCUGUUACUAUUAGUAUUAUUAUUGAUAUAAUAACUCAUUAAAAUAUUUUAUAAUCAAUGACAUUUAUUUAUCCAACAUCGCGAUAAUUAACAACGUGACUAAAAUCGCGGCGAACUAUUUAACAAAACGCGAGUGAGUUAAUAAAUAAAUACUAUUUAAAUUGUGUAAUUAAAUGUUACUUUAGUGUUACUAUUAAUUAUUAAUUUAAAUUAACAGUAAAAUAAUAAUAAAUGAACAUGUUGAUAUUAGUAGUGGAGGCUUACCGAAUUAGUGGUUUUAAAAUUUUCUUGGUAAUAUAAAGUGCCGCGUGGUUUUAUUACUUUGUGCAGAAUAAACCCGGGGUUUAUUUACCGUACGUACUCAUCCGCGAAAUAAUACUGUGAUAGGAGUUUUAUUGUACGUCAAUGAGGAUCUGAGUUGUCAAGCUGAUGGAUUAGUUUGACAGAUCACGGAGCUUUUUAUUUCAAGUCUACUUUGAAUAUCAUAAGCCAAACGGGCCAGUAUUUAUGCCAGUAUGCCAAUAUAUCCAAGUUGCCAGUAGCCAGCAGCCCAGUAAUAAACUUAUCAGAUUUAAGUUCCUGUAAUAAACUUAAAUCUAAAUAAUUAAUCUCUAAGCAAUGCAUUUACAUAAAAUAUCACUAUAAUAACGUUCAUUAAACAUAUCUUAGUUAUUUCAACUAUUAGUACUCUAUAAAUAAAUAUAAUUAUUUAUAAAACCGCUAUUACAGUGAACUAACAUCGGUUUUCUCUGCAAUAAUUUAUUUGCUACACUACUUUUAUUCUCAAUCGCGAGGGUUAAUAUCUAAGUAGUGGACAUCUAGCCUUCGUGAGUGUAACGAACCCGACGAAUCCAAGUUUACUUACUUCAGUAUAUAUGUAUAUAUAUAUACAAGGAAAAAGCUAUAGCUAAAUAAUAGAAACUCGGUUUACGAACAGUCGUAUUAAAGGAUUAUAAAUAAAUAAAGAGUGAUAUAUAUAAAACGAAAAAAAAGUUGUGAAGGAAAAGGGUGAAAAAGUACUCAAGACACGCAAGCCGGUGGCUGGAAACGCUGACUUACAUCGGGAACGCCAACCUGCAAUCAAGGUUCAUGGUUUUCAUGGAGGAGAACGAGCUCUCGAGCAAGCGGUGGGCCAGUGCGCCCCGCCGCCCAGACAGCCCCUGCAUUCUGGGGGCUCCAACGUCUAGGGAGGCGGCGGGACCGCCAGUGCAGCUUGAACCCGUGGACCUGUCGGUGAAGACUCCGGUGGUUUUGCAGGUGCCUCGUUACAGUCCAGCGGCAGCAUUAAUUACUGUUUCAGCCAGAAGGAUUCCAUCGCCGUCGACAACACCCACACCGCUGCCGAUCUGCCCGUCUACUGUGUCGCCGGCAUUACCACUAGUGGACAUAGUGAGAGAACGCGAACAGGAACGAGACCGGAAGAGGGAACCGAGAGACGCGAGCAGAAAUAAAGAACGUGAGCGAGAACACCGGGAACGAGAUCGAGAGCACCGUGAGAGGCAACGGGACCGCGUCAGGGAGAGAGAAGUAUCAGUCUGUGGUAUCGAACCACCUGAUCCUGUUUUCGUAUCCUCCUCAGCGGCCCUCCUUGCUCUACAAAGGAUAAAAGAGGCCUCACUUGUAUUCCACAAGCGACCAGCGCUCACGCCUGGGAUCGGCCUCAGCGGCCGAGGAAACAGCGGACACGGAGUCGGUGGACACGGCGGUAGUCUCAAUAACGUCGACAGUGAUUGCGGGGAUGCCCUCAAGCGACGUAAAGUCCAUCGAUGCGACGUCGCGGGAUGCGACAAAGUCUACACCAAGAGUUCCCACCUCAAGGCACACAAGCGAACGCACACCGGAGAAAAACCAUAUCAAUGUACGUGGGAAGGAUGUACGUGGAAAUUUGCCCGCUCGGACGAGCUGACGCGGCACUAUCGCAAGCACACGGGACAAAAACCAUUCAAGUGCCAUCUUUGUCAGCGGUCGUUUUCACGGAGCGAUCACCUGUCACUGCACAUGAAGAGGCACUGACAAAUAUAAGAGCCUAAAUAUAUGAAAUCUUGAAUAAUAAAUAAAUAAAAUCCUAGACCAAGUUGACGAUUUAACUACACAUACAUUCGGGACCUGAGACAACCCUUUCCCUCGAGGUGCGCGCUAUUUCGCGCGGGACUGCGGGCCAAUAACGUAACACGUUUGUUUUUUCAUUAGUUAUUAUUAUAAUUAUUAUUACAAUUAAUAAAUAAAAAACAAAUUAUUAAAUCAAGGAAAAACGUAUUUGCUAAAUAAAUAGCAAAAAUAUAUAAUCAACGCGUAGACUCGAAUGUUUUAAAUUCGGGCGCGAAUUAGUUUGAAUUUAAAAAAAUUUUUGUUAAUUUUUUUUAUUAUCAAUUCGGUUAUUUUAUUACAAAUGAACGUUUUUUUUAUUAAGGCCAGCUCAACUAGUCUAGAGCAAUGUUGAUUUACUAUCAUAAUAAUAAAUGGAGCCAGUAAAAGUAUAAUAAUAAGUUUAUAUAGUUAAUUAUAAAUUUAAUUAAAUAAAUAAAAUAAAAAUGUUAUUAAAGAGAAAAUGACAACUCCUUUAAUGGAGCUUGGGACUUAGCAUGCUCAGUUAAAUAAAUACAAUCGUGAUUGUGAAUAAUUAUUAAAAUAAAAAAAAAAAUUAUUUAACUAUCGGUAGUAAUUAAUAAAAAUUUUUAAAAAAAAUUAUAAAAGAAGAAUUCCGCGUUUAUAUAAAACGGACAAUCAUAAAUAAUUUUUUUUUCUUUUAUAUUUAAAUAGUCAAGUAUUAAUUCCGGUCUAUUUAAUAAUAUAAUUAUAUAAUCUAAAAAAAAUAGAUAAAUGAAAUAAAAAAAAAACUAGUAAUAAUUCUAAUAGAUAAAUUGAAGCAAUAAUAUUUAAUUGAAUAUAUAAAUAUAUAUAAAGUAUAAUAUAUAAAUAAAUAUAAAUAAAUUAAACUUGUACCUAUUUGUCGUGAAUUUAUGUUGUGUGAAAGGUGCCAAAGUGCAGGCUGGCAGUUAAGGCUGUACAAAAAUAUUUUUUAAAAAAUUUAAUUUAUAGAAAUGCUUUAUAGUGUCACCCCGGAUCGAAAACAUAUUUGGUUUUGGCUUGUUUUUGACUAAGUUGUCUUACUUAGUACCAAUUUAGGCCAACUAAGUCAAAUUACAGUCACGUUGUCCUGGAUUUAACUUAGCUGAUUUAAAUUUAAAUCAUUUGAGUCAAAUCCAAAUCAACGUGACUUUAAUUUGCAUUAGUUGAUUGAAUUUCCAAAUUAACCUUUAAACGGAAGCCUAAAAAUUUGCACAUUACGAGUAAUGCCGGUCUGACAGGCCGCUAUUAGAAGUAUACUCGGUUUUUUUACUUUUGAGAAGGGGACUAUCUAUUACCCGAAUAAAACUAUAUCUUCAUGAAAAAGACAUGAUUUAAUGAUAUUAUAAAUUUUAUAUAUUUUGAAACUUCACAUUAAUUAAUAUUUUAACAUAAACAUAUUCAAAGAGGUUUUUUUGGUUUUAAAUUUGAUUAGCGGUCUGUCAAACUGGAGUUACUGUUUAAAGGUAAAAGAAUUCAUAGUGAAAUAAAAAAAAGUAGGUGUAGCCAAAAUGAAGUUAAUUAAGUUAAAAAAGUCAGAAUCAAGUUAUUUUUUUUACCAGGGACUAUUUAAUAAUUACCGUCCUACUAGAAAUCGCUUAAAAAAAAAGAAAAGUAAUUUAAAAAAAUUAAAUCACUGCCGUAGAUUAUGAUUAUUAUUUAUGAAGCACUUUUAACACGAGCGGAUUUUAUUAAAAUAAAUUUCAAUAGCAAUAAUAAAUAAAAAUUAAAAAUUAAUUGGAGGUAAUUAGUAAUUGAAGUAACCAGACUUGGUAUUGUUGUUAAAUAAUUGUUUAGCACAAUGGUUUCGGGAAAUAGUUAAAUAUUUUAUUUAAUAAAAAGUGAAGAACCGAAAACUUUCGCCAUCAUAAUGACAAUGCACAGAGUAAUUAUGAAACAAAUAUGUAGAGAGAGAGUAAUUUUAAUGGUUUUAUAAAUAAUUUAAUAUUAACAUUGAGAUGCACAACGAGAUGCCAGUAUAUGCUAGAGCCAGUUUAAUAAAAUAUUUAACAAAUAUUAUUAUUUAUAAAUAAAUAAAUUCAUUAAUUAAUUAUUACGCUGUUACACUUGAUUAGAUAAUAGUGCCUUUAAUCGUUACGACGUAUGUAUAACGUCUGUGCGUUAUUAUCAUUAUUAUUAUUAUUUUUAUUAUUAUCAUUAUUAAUAAUUAUAAUCAUCUUGGUAUACUAAUUAUAUAAGUCGCCUAUAGUGCCUUGAAUAAUUAUCGUGGUUAAUUUAUUUAAUGCUUGUUUACUUACUUCCGUUUCAUUACUUGUACCAGAUACUAUCACAUUAUUGUGAAAUUAUAUUUUGGAUUAUUAAUAUAAGGAUUUAAAAUUUUAGAAUUUGAAUCUGCUCAAUUUUUUUCGGAUUUUAAUUGCUGGUUUUUUUGCGGCACUUUUUAAUUUAAUUGGCAGUUAAAUUUAAUUGACUUGAAAAAAUCGGUUGCGUUAAAAAAUCUGUUUUUUAAAUUUUUCUGAUUAUGCGAGACUGCUAAUUUUUUUAAGUUUUUAUUUAAUGGUAGCUUUUGAAGUAUAGUAAAAUAUAUAUUUUAUUGUUUAAGUUAACUGUCAAAAAAGCGAGAAAAAAUUGGAAUUUUUGAAACUGGAAAAAAUUAUUUCAUCAUAAGUCGAGUCACUGCAUAAUUUUAAAAAUUUUGAACAAAUUUUCUAGUUUUAUGUAUCUAGAGGUUAUUCACUGAAAAAAUGCUACAGAAUUUCAAUAUGCUAGUAUAUUAUUUUAAAUGUAUGAGAUUAGAGACUUCGCAAUGAUAUGGAAAUUUUUUUUUCUUCUUCAAGUGAAACAAAAUUCGAAUCAAUUAUAGGAAUAAAAUUUAAAAAACCCUCGAUUCCGUCCAUUAGCAUUCCAUUUUAACUGAGGGAAUUUUUUUAAAAAAAUAUUUCUUAUUUAUUUAUUUUUUUUUUUUUUUUUUUGAAUAUGUUGUCAUGUAAAUGCUUGGAUGCUAUUAUACAUUUGUAUAGAGCAUUACAAAUAAAAAAACGAUUAAGAAUCGUAUAACAUCGGAGACAAAAUAAAUUAAGACUAAUUUCUCAUGCAGUCCCAUUGAAUAUUCCUUAGAAGGUGAUUCAUGAAUGGAUAUAGGAAGCAGUUUAAGAAAUAACUUUCAGACGGUUUUCUUUGCAACCUCACCCUCCUAGAUUUUCGCAUUUCAAGUGCCUUGAUAAUAAAAUUGUCUUUUAAUCCAAAUUUCACGGUCAUUCCAAUUGUAAUUUUGAAUAAUUAAUUCUUAAAAUUUUUUAAAUUCAAGACUUUCGUUCCUUUAACGCUUCCUAUUUGUUAUCAGUCACCGUUUUGCAAGUAGCAAAGAUAAUUAUUAGUAAAAAUUAAUUUUCAAUAGCUAACAAUUUAAUAUUUUUAAAUUUGUAUCUGUAGUCCAAGAAAAAUAGCCAGUGAACAGUGCACUUUUUUUAUAAUUAAAUAUAAAAAAAAAACUAAAUGAAUAAUAAUUAUUAUUAUAAUAAUAGUAAAGUUAUCAGUGGGCAUGGUUAGAAGAAUUACUGUUAGUUACAGGUAAAAUUUCGAUAAAAAAUAAUAAAAAAAUAAAUAUAGAUCUUAAGCAUUUAAAUAAAAAUACUAUCACUGUACAUAGUUUGUAAAUUUAUAAGAUUUAUAUCAAGAACAAAAAAGUUAUAAAAUGUAUCCUUACAAGUUUAAAUGAGAAUAUUCUUAGUCGCAACUAUCACGUAAUGCGUAAGAAAUUUCUCUUUGAUAACCAAUGGGGGCCAGUAAUUAUCUCUCGGAUCUCGCACGGAUUUAUAUAUAUAUAAUUUAUAUAUAUAUGUUUGCUGUGCGGCGCGCGAUUUUAAUUUUAAAAACGAGAGGAAAAUUUAUGCUCAUUAAAAGUUUUUCAUAUUUAUUCGACUUAUUAUUAAGUAUUUAUGACACAUUUGUGUCUACGGAAUUGUGAUAAAAAAUUUUAUAUAUAUUUUCUUUGUCACAUUGACAAUUAUUCGCUUUGUAAAUUAAUUAGACCUCUCAAUUGAUUUGUUUGUUGUUAAAUAUUGAUUUAAAUAUUGUUAAACUGUUGUUUUUUAUCAUCGGCGCGCUGCAAUUUUUAUUAUAAGAUUUAAUUAAUACGCAAUAAUAUAUUAGCUGUAGUCUUUAUUUAUAAGAAAUUAGUAAAAUAUAAUUAAAAAAAAAAAAAAAUAAUAA